GAUAACAUUACGUACUCGGACUUCCGGAAUAGUAUUAUUUUACGAAGUUAAAACGAAACUCAGUGUUGACGAGUUUUCGUUUUUAAUGGUCAACAAUGAAGACAAUUAUAUAUUUAAAGUGGUGAAUUAUGCAGUGUUUGAGUUGAUUAAAAUACCUUCUCGAAUUUGAAGCGUAUCACCCUCUGACCCGAAUGUCGGCAUACUGACGUCAUAAUCUGAGCAAAUAGAGAUUGAACAGUCAGCGGCGUUAACUAUGUCAGACAGCGAAUCGACCACCAGUUCUUCGUUUGUGACUUUGAGCGAUUCCGACGACGACGACGUGGAGAAAAGCCUAAGUUUAAGGGAUGUUAGCAUCUCAGAUAAUGAAGUUGUGUGUUCGCGGGCGUUCGGGAACAUCACGGUGUCCGUGGUCAAGGCAGAUAUUACAGAGUUGAACGAACAGGUUGACGUCAUUGUAAAUACAACGGCCCCGAACCUUGACCUCACACAAGGGGCAGCCUCCCGCGCGCUCCUUACAAAGGGCGGCCGAAGUAUCCAAACGGAAGUUAACUUGAAGAAGGGCCCAGGAAAGCUUGCGGAGGGUAGUAUUGUCGUCACUUCCGGUGGAAACUUGGAUUGCAAGGAGAUUUAUCACACUACACUGCAAAGAAGAAGACAUGGGCGAGGCCAUAUCAUCAAAACCCUUGUCACAAAGUGUCUUAACGCCGCGGAAACUUCCGCCUACACGUCCAUCGCAUUCCCCGCCCUCGGGACCGGUAACUUAGGUUACGGCAAACUUGAGGUUGCGCGCGCCAUGUUUGGGUGUGUGGAACACCACGCAACGGCGCGCACAGCCACCAACAUCCGGUCCAUCAAGUUCGUGAUCUUCCCCAGGGAUACAGAAGUUCUGCAAGCGUUCGAAGCGGCAUGCAAAGGGACCUCCGUCGAUACGUCUGAGAGGACUGUAUGUUCACAACAGAUCGGCGGCGUGACCGUUGAGUUGGAGGUGGGACACUUAGCAGAACAAAACACCGACGUGAUUAUGACGUCAUGCACGCGACGGUUGGACUUCAGUGCCGGCACACUAAGCAAGACAAUCCUGGAGGCAGCGGGCCCAGGGCUGCAGACGGACGCACAGACCCGCUAUCCCCGCGGCAUUCAGCACGGGCAGGUGGCGGUCCUCGGGCCGGGGAACAUAGGAUGCAGAGCAAUAUAUUGUGGUGCCAUACCGAGAUAUGAUAAGCGGUCGGAAGGGGAGAAAUCCCCUCAAGAGUUAUACACAACAUUGAUACGCGCAUGUCUUGACCAAGCCUCCAAGGACGGACACAAGUCGCUCAGUCUGCCGCCGCUGGGGACGGGAUACCUGGCCUUUCCACCGGAUCUAGCGGCACACUACACCAUCUCCGCGAUACAGGAUUUCGUCCGUAGUACACGCAGAACAUCAGUCGAGAAAGUCGUCAUUGUUGUUCAAGGCGUUUCGUCGAGUUUGAUGAGAAAUCUUAAGCCAUAUCAACGGGAACUAAGCUCGUCAAGUCGUGGUGGGGCGGAGUCGCUUCCCUCACGCAUGACGCCACUUCCGGAGCGCAUGACCCCCGAAUACUGCAGCUACCGCUACCAAGAGGAGGAACAUCCCCCAGCUUACUGGACAAACUUCACCUCAAACCUCUCUGUGAAAGAUUGGAAGGUCCGGAAUAAAGGAAAUGACAUGUAUACUCUAAAAGGAGUCGACAGACCGACGUUCAGUAUCAUAGAAAGAUUUAUUCGGAAGACAUGGAGGCAGGGAAAAGUUGGUCACGGACAUGACGCACAGGGCUUGACGGAUCUCGGCUGCACUGGUCUUAAAGUGAACAAAAUUGAACGAAUAGAAAACCUAACUUUGUUUGAGCAAUAUACACACAGACGCCAAAUCCUCCUGCAUGAAGCCACCGAAGCUAACCUCUUUCAAAACCUCACCGACUUGAAAUCAAAGAAUGGCCUCUCCGAGAUUGAGAAACUCAUGGAUGAAGACUGGCGGCUCGGGCGGCUUCUACCGGAAGUGAAUGAGGGGUACCUGUUCCACGGGACGAAGGAGGACCGGAUAAAUGGCGUCGUCACGCAGGGGCUGGAUCCCCGACUGGCCCAGGGGCACGCGGUACUCGGACAGGCGAUCUACUUGGCGGAGAGUUCGACCAAGGCCGAUCAGUAUACAGAUCUUAAAGAUAAUCGCACAAAGACGGGCCUGAAGAUGUUUCUGGUUCGGGCCUGCUUGGGGAACAUCCACCUAGUGAAUAAAUGCAGGAAACUAAAGCGGCCACCGUGCACGGAAACUGCGUGCCUAUCUGACACGUGCGACCACGAAAAGCGAUUCCACAGCGUUGUGGAGGAAGAACAGUUUAUAUUCCGGGAGUUUGUCGUUUACGACAGCAACCUCGUGUAUCCGGAGUAUCUAAUUUCGUACGACCGCGUUUGAUGAAUCUACGAUGCCAGUGAAGUGAUUUGCGAAUUUCGUUGCCACUUGGUACCCACAAAAUGGGGAAUUAAUUCAUAAAAGAGAGAGUGACAAAUUAGUGAUAUAAUAGCGAAUAAAACAUGUUUUAACUAUUAAAAAGCCAGUAAAUUGCACCAAGAAAGAUCACUGGUUGCCAAUAAAAAGACUGAAGUAUUAGGCCAUCCUAAACAAAUAUUGUGUUCGCAAUGGCCACACUAGCAGAUCCAGGGCUGGGGCGCAAUCGGCACGCCCUCUCUCCCCCCCCCCCCCCCUCCCACCCCCAAGAAAAAAACUAAUUCUUUCAAUAUAGGGGGAAAAGAGUAAUAAAAUACUCCAAAAACGCACCAUUUCGGACUAGAAAUUGUUAAAAUUUACUUGAGGGAACACCCCCAACCCCCCCUGCCAACGCUUUAUACCAAAUAAAGUUUGGGUCUGAGGGAGGGGUAAAAGUCAAAAGGUAACGCCCCUAAGACACGCCCCCCGCCCCCCGAACAUCAAAUCCUGGAUUCGCCCCUGGGCUAGAUUCAGGGUUGGUUGGUGGGAGUUUUCGCGACUAUGUAUCAGCUUAACAUUUGACAAGGGAACUACAGAAAUUGUUUCGUCUAAUACCAAAUACGGCAUCUAGUGACCAUUAGGGCUUUUGCAAACAGGAUUUUUUUAAGGAUGGCCUGUAAUUUAGUGUGUAUUGUUUGGUAGCGUUAUUUCCAGGCAUAAAAUUCAAUAGCUUUAGGUUCAUAUUAGUAAUUAUGAACAUUGCAAAUCUCCAUUACAUUGAAACUCUCUUUCCACUUGGGUGUUGGAAAAAGUGCAUGAUUUUUUUACUAUUCAAAAUUGUACAAUUAUGCACAUUUAUUAUUGUAAUUUUUUUAGAAUGAAAGUGAUUCUUUGGGAUUUCAUAAAAAGCACUUUUCUGAGUCUGAGUCUAGACUUGCACGUAAGACUGUUCAAAAUCACUGCCCUUGGUGCUCUCUCUGUAUUAUAUAUCACAAUAUUCAUUGUUGCACUGAGACAAACAAUUGUCCUAUAAUCUCCUUGAUUGUGACUAGUGAAAUCAGUGUGUGCCUUUUAAAAAUGAUUAUUGUUUUCAUAGUAUAUGUCUCACUCUUUAAAAUCACACUAUGUUGACUUAGUUAAACUCUUCAUUUUGAUAGCACUGUUACAUCAUCUUUUCUCUUCCAAAGUACUAUGACUAUUUUCAAGAAGUACCAAAGUUACUUCAAAUGUCUGUGAUAUAUUUGUAUUUUUUAAACAUCCUUUUUUUAUUCCGACCAUGUCAUGGCAAAAAAUACUCUGCUCAUUGUGCUAUCAGAGGUUAUUAUUAUAUACAUAAAUUACAUGCCAUUUAAUAUGCAUUUUACUUAUUGAUAUAACCAGGUUGUUAGAGUUUGAAUUCCUUAGCUCAGUCACAGGAGCUUAUAAUAUGCAUUUUCUCGUUUUUGCUCAGAAAAGAGUAUUAUUCAGGAUCAUUACUUGUACAUGUAUGUAUGUUCAGAGUUUUGUGCACACUAUAGCAGAUAGAUAAAUUUCACAAGCUUUCUUGUAUGCUAUGGACUUUAACUUUGAAAAUAAAACUAAAAAUAUAAAAUGAUCUUCUCUUCAAAAAUAUACAUUUUUGUUAUUUGGUAUACAAUUCUGUAUAUUUUGUAUACAAUAAAUCUGACAACUUUUCAGUUGGUAUAUAGAGUAUUGCAACAAAAUAUCAUUUUGACACAAAAAUUAAUUGAAAUCUAAUUAUUAAGAAAUGUAAUGGGUAAGUAAGGAGGUACUUAUCAAAAAUCCAAAUAAGGCAGAGUUAAGCAUCAAGUGUGAUGCUGUGAAUGAAUUUUAUGCUGGCAAGUGGAUAUUCAUUUAAAUGGUACUCUACAAUUUUGUAAAGUUUGAAUGAAAUACAACAAAAAAUGUAA
Messenger RNA from Mya arenaria, 4350 nucleotides. RefSeq names its product protein mono-ADP-ribosyltransferase PARP15-like. Gene Ontology annotation, cellular component: nucleus; cytoplasm. Gene Ontology annotation, molecular function: transcription corepressor activity; NAD+ poly-ADP-ribosyltransferase activity. The coding region runs from base 254 to 2428 and encodes 724 amino acids. The transcript is spliced from 12 exons. The record is from RefSeq and is a predicted model, not a curated record. Gene Ontology annotation, biological process: negative regulation of gene expression. NCBI's taxonomy places the organism in Eukaryota, Metazoa, Mollusca, Bivalvia, Myida, Myidae.